AUGAAGAUUGAAAAGAUCUACUGCUAUCCCAUAAAGGCCCUCCGAGCCGUGGAGCUAGAAUCGGUAGAAGUCACAAAACAUGGCUUCCCGUUCGACAGACGCUACAUGCUCCUCCACGUCUCCAAAGAGAAAGACGGCUCGACCAAGAACAUCAACAUUCAUGUGGCCCAUUAUCCACAGAGUGUACUGUUCUUCCCAAGCAUAGACGAGGCCGCAGGCUUGUUGACGAUCACGUACAAACCAGGCCAGGACUCCUUGGGCGAGCACAAGACCAUUGAUAUUCCCUUGAAACCGUACACCGGUGACCUGGAAACUGUGGAUGUAGUAAUGCACAAAUCUCCUACGAAAGCCUACAAAAUGGGGAAACAAUACAACGACUGGUUCUCUUCUUGCUAUGGAAUUGACGUCGUUCUUGUACACCUUGGCGAACAUCUCCGCCCCGUGCGAAUGUCAUCUCCUCAAUCACAAUCACAAUCGCACUCCGACACCACCCAUAAGAAUGGCAACGGCUCUAGCUGGCUAUCCAACAUCACCAACACAGCUGCUUCCCUCCUGCCAUCAGCAAUAGUCGGAACAAACUCCUCGCCAGAGGCAGAAAUCACAUUCGCGGACUGUGCACCCUACCUCAUCGCCUCGCAAACGUCCGUCGAAGACAUCCAUCCUCGUCUUCAAGGCGAACAAAUGGACAUUUCGAAAUUUCGCCCCAAUAUCAUCGUCUCGGGUGCUGAGAAACCAUGGGACGAGGACUAUUGGGGUGAGCUCACCAUUGCGGGAAAUACAAAAGUGGAUUGCGUGCAUAAUUGUGGGCGUUGCAAAUCCGUCAAUAUCUCAUAUGAGACGGGAGCACCAGGAACGGGUGCGCAGGGCGAAGUUCUGAAGGUUCUGCAGAAAGAUCGAAGAGUCGAUCCUGGGAUGAAGUACAAUCCCAUCUUUGGUCGAUAUAGCUUCUUACAGGAGGCAUCGGAGGGUCAUGUUGUGAAAGUUGGAGAUGCAGUAGAAGUUAGCAAGAGAAAUCAGGACRGAACCGUCUUCGAUUGGGAGGGUCUCUCUACCGCUUAG
Molecule: messenger RNA, 1059 nt
Organism: Ramularia collo-cygni
Lineage: Eukaryota; Fungi; Ascomycota; Dothideomycetes; Mycosphaerellales; Mycosphaerellaceae
Product: related to MOSC domain protein
Exons: 2
Coding region: 1-1059 (352 amino acids)
Molecular function (GO): molybdenum ion binding; pyridoxal phosphate binding; catalytic activity
Source: RefSeq, a predicted model, not a curated record